Molecule: messenger RNA, 1881 nt
Organism: Meira miltonrushii
Lineage: Eukaryota; Fungi; Basidiomycota; Exobasidiomycetes; Exobasidiales; Brachybasidiaceae
Product: alpha/beta-hydrolase
Exons: 3
Coding region: 199-1881 (560 amino acids)
Biological process (GO): lipid metabolic process
Source: RefSeq, a predicted model, not a curated record
GUUAGAUCGGUUGUUUAUUGUUAGUCUUGCAAGAUCUUGCAUUGCAGUUCGGCGUCUUAUCCAAUCCAAUCUUAUCUCUUGUUCGCCAUCAUAGAGCUGAUCGUCAUCGUCAUCAUCAGCAUUUACCUUGCCUUAUCAUCAUCAUCAUCAAGAACACAACAAAUGCUCACUAGCCGCCACUAAAAAACAAUCGACAAAAUGUCUAUCCAACAACAACAACAACAACCACAACUAACAGCUGGAAUACGGCCAAGUGGAAAAUUGGUAGAUGUGGAUACAGCAGAAGCAAGUGCAUUACCCGAAGGACUCUCAAACGGAAAACAAAGACCAACAUCUGCUCAAAGUAUGCGUAUUCGAAUCGAUAAGCCAAGUUUAGAUGCUAUCAAAAGUAGAAAUGUUUAUACAAAACCAAUCAAUGCUUUUGAUGACCCUUCGAUUCCCACUUCUCCUACGAGAGGACUUGCACCUAUUUUCACUAGAAGAGAUGGCGCUCCACCAUACAAACAACCGACUAUCAUCUCUUGGGCUAGACUACAGUGGUCACAAUUCCUAGCAAAUGCUCUAUCAUCUGCAUUCCUGAUAGGUGUUGUCAUUUGGGCUCUUACUGUUCGUCUAUUGGCAGCCAUACCAAAGAUGUUUGUGCCAAAGGUGAUCCAACCGAAGGAUUGGGAUGAACCACAGAGGUGGAGAAAAGAAGAUCUGAUCAAAGAUGUGCGAUACUAUGCUGAAUCAUGUGGUUUCAAGAUUAUCAACGAGACGGCAGAAACUCAAGAUGGAUACCUACUGCGUGUAAACAGAAUCGUUGAUCCCACAAGAGAACACGAAAAACACAGCGAUGGCAGAGGAGGUUUCCCAGUCUUGAUCAUGCAUGGUCUUUUCCAAUCUUCGGGAUCAUUCGUUACUUCAGAGGAAAGAAGUUUGGCAUUCUGGCUUGCAAGACAAGGAGGAUAUCAAGUCUUCUUAGGUAACAAUCGUGGUGUGUUUGAUAUGGGUCAUAAAACUCUCAGCAGAAGCGAUCCAAGAUUUUGGGAUUACAACAUUCGUGAGCUAGCAAUCUAUGAUUUACCAGCACUUGUGGAUCACGUACGUAAACAGACUGGAUACGACAAGGUUGCUUUCAUUGGACACUCUCAAGGAAAUGGAACGAUGUUCAUCUCCCUGUCACAAAGCAUGGUACCGGAACUAGGUGCAAAGCUUUCAUACUUUGGAGCAUUGGCACCAGCUGUAUUUGCAGGUCCAUUGACCAGUUGUUUCCCUUUCACAGCAUUGCGCAAUUUGCAGUGGAAGACUUGGCAAAGGUUCUUUGGCGUGCUUGACUUCAUUCCGUUGAUGAAGAUUGCAUACGACUAUACUCCCGCUUAUCCUUUUGCUGCGCUAGGAUACCAGAUGUUCGCCUUCUUAUUCGCUUGGACUGAUGCAAAUUGGCUAGGAAGGAGAAAAGCAAAGAUGUUCCGAUUCACCCCUCAACCUGUUUCUUCAGCUUCGAUUUAUUGGUGGGCAGGCUCAGGUGGAUUUUCAACAAGAGGAUGUACUUUGGAUCAAACUGCUGAGAAAUGGUGGGAUGGUAACACUUUCCCACCUCUAUCAAUCUUUAGUGGUGGAAUGGAUUUCUUGGUCUUGACAGAACCUCUGUUGGACAGACUAGAGAAUGAAGAAUCGGACGUUAGACUGCUGCGAUACAAACGUCAAGAAGAAGCGGAACAUUGUGAUCAUUUCUGGGCAUGUGAUGCUGUAGAAUGGUGCUUCUAUGAUAUCUUGGAGGAUAUUGAAGCAACACGAACGCCUUACCCGGAAGAAAUGGCAUCCAAAGGAACUGAAUCUAGUACAGAAACCAAUGAUUCCGAAUCCACCAAGUGCAGAGAAUGCUGCAAGGGAAGGUAA